AAUAAUAAUAAUAAUAAUAAUAAUAAUAAUAAUAAUAAUAAUAAUAAUAAUAAUAAUAAUAAUAAUAAUAAUAAUAAUAAUAAUAAUAAUAAUAAUAAUAAUAAUAAUAAUAAUAAUAAUAAUAAUAAUAAUAAUAAUAAUAAUAAUAAUAAUAAUAAUAAUAAUAAUAAUAAUAAUAAUAAUAAUAAUAAUAAUAAUAAUAAUAAUAAUAAUAAUAAUAAUAAUAAUAAUAAUAAUAAUAAUAAUAAUAAUAAUAAUAAUAAUAAUAAUAAUAAUAAUAAUAAUAAUAAUAAU
Molecule: messenger RNA, 294 nt
Organism: Microplitis mediator
Lineage: Eukaryota; Metazoa; Arthropoda; Insecta; Hymenoptera; Braconidae
Product: glycosyltransferase-like protein gnt13
Source: RefSeq, a predicted model, not a curated record